UAAAAGGUUGAGAUGAGUUGCAUAAUAGGGUUUGAGGAAGAAGGAGAGGGAAGAUGGCAUUGGAGCAGUACGGGAAGGAGAAAGAGAAACUGAAAAAGGGUAUCGCCGAGUUUUACGACGACUCGUCUCGGAUGUGGGAGGACAUUUGGGGCGACCACAUGCACCACGGCUUCUACGACCUCCAUUCCACCGUUUCUGUUUCGGAUCAUCGCGCUGCUCAGAUCCGAAUGAUCCAAGAAUCUCUUCAUUUUGCCAAUGUUUCUGAGGAUAGUACUAAAUGGCCCAAGAGCAUAGUUGAUGUUGGGUGUGGCAUAGGGGGAAGUUCUAGAUACCUGGCCAAGAAAUAUGGAGCAACGGCUGUAGGCAUUACUCUGAGUCCAGUUCAAGUUCAAAGAGCAAAUGCUCUCGCUGCUGCUCAAGGAUUGGCUCACAAGGUUUCCUUUCAGGUUGCUGACGCUUUAGAGCAACCAUUUCCAGACGGGCAAUUUGAUCUUGUGUGGUCCAUGGAGAGUGGAGAGCAUAUGCCUGAUAAAGAAAAGUUUGUUGGAGAGUUAGCUCGGGUAGCAGCACCAGGUGGAACGAUAAUAAUAGUAACAUGGUGCCACAGGGAUCUUGGUCCUGGUGAAGAAUCCCUACAACCAUGGGAGCAAAAUCUGUUGAAGAGGAUAUGCGAUGCUUAUUACCUACCAGCUUGGUGCUCUACUGCUGAUUAUGUGAGAAUGCUCCAAUCCCUCUCACUUCAGGACAUUAAGUCAGCAGAUUGGUCUCCCUUCGUCGCUCCAUUUUGGCCCGCAGUCAUACGCUCAGCCUUGACAUGGAAGGGUCUCACUUCACUCUUGCGCAACGGACUAAAACCCAUAAAAGGAGCUUUAGCUAUGCCGUUGAUGAUAGAAGGAUACAAGAAGAAUCUGAUUAAGUUUGCCAUCAUUACGUGUCGAAAGCCUGAAUAAGCAUAGCCAAUGCAAGAUGUUAUUUUCACAUAUGAAGUAGGUUAACGGGUCAUUUAUUUUGAUAGUUGUGCAAGAUGUUAUUUUCACAUAUGAAGUAGGUUAACGGGUCAUUUAUUUCGAUAGUUGAAAUGUAAGAGAGAAAAAAAAUAAAAAAAAAGAUGUUGGGACUUGGAGUUGAUG
Messenger RNA from Cajanus cajan (pigeon pea), 1130 nucleotides. Its product is annotated as gamma-tocopherol methyltransferase, chloroplastic. Gene Ontology annotation, biological process: methylation. NCBI's taxonomy places the organism in Eukaryota, Viridiplantae, Streptophyta, Magnoliopsida, Fabales, Fabaceae. Gene Ontology annotation, molecular function: S-adenosylmethionine-dependent methyltransferase activity. The record is from RefSeq and is a predicted model, not a curated record.